AUGGGACCUCAUCCACACUUACCUCCUUACCAGGCACUUACCUCCUUACCAGGCACAUACAAGUAUCACACAGACAACAACUAUACGGAGUGGGUGCGGUUUGAAACCGCAGUUUGGCCACCUAGACCGCGAGCACCAUCCCCUGGGUGUGGUUUCCUGCGGUUUCAGCCCACUGGGUCUUUUCUAGCCAUGCGAUGUGGUAAUCUUCUGGUUAGAUUAACUUUGCAUUUGAUCAGUUGUGUAUUGCAUUGGAUAAACUUUGGUUCACAAAACAAAAUUUCUUCUCCAUAUAUUGCUAUCGCUGGCUCUUCUUCUUCACAACAAAAUUUAGUCUCCACCUCUUUCUGUAAUUGCGUUCGAUUAAUUUUGAUGGUUGAUGAGGUAGAUACACCGAGACGGGAGAUAUUUGGUCACUCCCCGAUAAUUGAGCAAGUAACAUGGAAAUACAAGCUUAAACUGAAAUAUGGAGUCUUUAUUGACAAGAAUUCAAAAGAGCAACGUUUUAUUAUAAUUGAUUCUGAUGAAAGCUUCAUGGUGAUGCUUAACAUGUAUAAGGAAGAGAAAGAAGUAAUAAUUUAUGCGACGACUGAAAAAAUUACACAAAAAAUGUAUAAAUCGUUUAGUGGCCAAGAUCAAGUUAUUGAUGAAUCAGAUGACGAAAAUGAUUCAGACUCAAAUUGUCCAAGUGAAGAAAGCUAUCACAGUCGUCAUAGUUCUAGUAAUGAGUAUGAGCUUCUAAAUUCUGAUUUUAAAAGUUAUUCAUAUAGCAAUAAAAAUGCGGUUAUGAAAGUGAAUUCUAAAUUUCCAAAUGUGAUUGCUUUUAGAAGAGCGUUAAACAACUAUGCGAUAACAAAUGAAUUUCAGUAUAUUAUUGGGAAAAGCGAUUUGACACGACUUACGGCAUGUUGUGAAGAUAAAAAGUGUGAGUGGAGAAUCCAUGCUUCUCUUACUAAGGAUGAGGUUACUUUUGAAGUUAAGAAAUUUGUAGAAACUCGUUCUUGUACUCGAAGCAACAAGUGUGGUAACAAACAUGCAACUCAAGGAUGGAUUGGUGAUGUUCUAACCGACAAGCUGAAAUCUGAUGGAGAUGUAUCUCCCGCCAACCUAAAAAAGUGGUGUAUGCAAAGCUACAAUGUUGAUGAGCUUGAACAAAGAAACCCUAGAAGUGUUGUGGAGAUUGAUUUGCAAACAGAGGAUAACAAGAAACAUUUCCUACGCUUUUUUAUAUCAUUAACAGCAUGCUCUAAGGGGUUUCUUUCUAGUUGUCGUCCUUACAUUGUGAUCGAUGCUUGUCAUUUGAAGGAGAAAUUUAAUGGUGUACUAGCCGCUGCCACAAGUAUCGACGAUAACCAUGGCAUGUUUCCAGUAGCCUAUGGUGUGCUUGAGUCUGAGAAUAAAAAUUCAUGGACUUGGUUUCUCAAGUCACUAGAAAAAGCAAUCGGUACACCAGACGGUCUUGUUAUCUCCUCUGACAAGCAAAAAGGGUUGGAAGUAGCUAUUACACAGGUUUAUCCUAAUGUUAAGCAUCGCGAAUGCAUAAGACAUUUAUAUAGCAACUUCAAGAAACAUUAUCGAGGUGAUUAUUUCAUAACCAAGCUAUGGGAUGCUGCAAAGACCUACUCUAUUAGUAAGCAUGAUAGAUUGUUAAAUGAAAUUGCAAGUGUGACAUACGUUAUAAACCAGUGCUCGAUCUCCUUGAUGCAAUUAGAGAAAAGCUUAUGCAACGAUUUGACAAAAAAAAGAAAAAUUGUAAACAAAUGGAAAGGAACAUUAGUACCAAAAGCAAAGAAUUAUCUCAAGAGAAUCUCUAAGAACUUAGGUAACUUUGAAGUUUGUAGAAGCAGUGACAAUCGAGCACAGGUGAACUACAAAGGAAAACGUUGGGAGGUUAUACUAGAUGAGAUAAAAUGUAGUUGUCGAGUUUGGAAAGUUAAAGGCCUACCAUGUGUGCAUGCAGCUGCAAAUAUUGCUUUUACAAGGGAUCCUGAUUGGGACAUAUAUGUCGAUACAUAUUUCACAAUUGAUAAAUUUAAAGAAGCAUAUGCUUUAGAAAUUGCUCCAAUGUCGGGAAAGGAUCAAUGGGUGCAUAUAAAGACAAUCGAGAAGAUAUACCCACCUAUUAUAAAACGGCCUCCUGGACGACCUAAAAAGAAUAGAAUUGUACCACGUGAUGAACCCAAGAAAAGACAUAGAUGCCCCCGUUGUGGUAUGUUUGGACACCAUCAAAAGACUUGCAAAAAUCUCGAACGUCAAGGUUCUGAUGAUGCAUCCACUAGCAAGAAUAAAGAACAAAAAAGAUCAUGA
Messenger RNA from Lactuca saligna, 2304 nucleotides. Lineage: Eukaryota; Viridiplantae; Streptophyta; Magnoliopsida; Asterales; Asteraceae. The record is from the annotation of a GenBank genome assembly.